Molecule: messenger RNA, 2367 nt
Organism: Engraulis encrasicolus (European anchovy)
Lineage: Eukaryota; Metazoa; Chordata; Actinopteri; Clupeiformes; Engraulidae
Gene: cdca5
Product: cell division cycle associated 5
Exons: 5
Coding region: 60-1214 (384 amino acids)
Biological process (GO): positive regulation of exit from mitosis; mitotic sister chromatid cohesion; mitotic metaphase chromosome alignment
Cellular component (GO): nucleus
Source: RefSeq, a predicted model, not a curated record
CGGAAGUGGCGCAUUGUAGCAGAGUUCACUACCGCCAUUCAAAGCGAAAAGCGGGAAAGAUGCAUCCCGAAGAUGUCACCACGCCUCGCAGGAGGUCGUCGAGACUCUCUGGUCCAGAAGAAAAUGAUGUAGACAAACCUGUUGUGGCUACUCUUGUUCCUCCGAGGAAAACGUUCGCCUUGAAGAAGAUAGUGCCAAGGAAAACACAGGUCGCGGAGCUUAACAAGGAGAAUGAUGAAAGGCUUUCCAACGUCCCUGAGAAGAGGCCUAGGCCAUCUACCCCGGCAGCCGAAAAGAAAACAAAGGUGUCUACGCCAUCCUCCGGAAAGAAAGGAAAGCCGUCCACACCAUCAUCUGCAAAGCAAGCAAAGGUGUCUAUUGCACCAUCACCAUCACCCGAGAAGAGACCCAAGUUGUCCACACCAGCACCGACAAAGAAAUCCACACCAUCCUCUCAAAUGAAAUCAAAGGCAUCCACAACACCAUCAUCUGAAAAGACACCCAAGAUUCCUAGCCCGGCACCGGAAAAGAAGUCUACACCAUCCUCUCUGAGGAAAGCAAAGGUUUCUACCUCAGCAACACCAUCAUCAGGCAAGAAACCAAUGGUGUCCACACCGGCACCUUUGGGAGACACCCCUGUCCCUAGACCCACCCGCACUCGCACCCCCACCAUCCUGUCUCCCAUUUUGCCCCCCCAAGACCAGGACAACCAGACACAGGCCCCACGGUCGCCCCCAAGGUCCUCCAGGAACAGGCCCACGCACAGUGACGAGGCGUGGAGCCAGAAGGUGCGUCGCUCAUACAGCCGCCUGAGCGGGGGAGAGGCCUCCUUCUCCAGCCCCUUGCAGGACCAUCAUCCUCCUCAGGGCUCCAGCUCGCCGGCGCCCCCUACCAGACGGGAGACGCUCUUCGGGUUCGAGAAGAUGGCCACGCCCAAGGUGAUGCGGCCGGCGUCGGCGAACGUGUCGGCGGCGCCCCAGGGCACGUCCUCGAUGUGUGGGGUGACGGCGGUGCUGAACCUGUCGGGCGAGGCGGAGGACAGUUUGUCAGGGGAGCCCGUACCGGACCCCAACAUCCCCGGCGUGGCCAUAAACAAGAAGCAGCCCAGGAAGAAGAGGGCGCAACCCAUUACGAUGUCGGAGCUGGACACCCUUGCUGCCCUCAUGAAUGCCGAGUUUGCUGAAGCAGAAAGCUUUGAAUUGGUUGUGGAAUAAUCUCAUCUAAAUCCAUAGUUAUUUUUUAUUUUGAUUUUUAUUAUUUGUUUAAUAUUGUGUUUUUAACCUGCAUUCAUAUAUUGUUCAUAUUUGUAUGUCUCCUCCACCCCUGAUGUAAUGUGCAGAAAGAUUCGAGUAGCUUCACUUUGUAGUUUUGUUUUUUUAAUUCCUGUAUCUAAGAACACAAUUUAUUAUUUCAGUGUUUGCUAUCCUUACCCCCCACCCCCACCCCUCCACCCCCGACAGACAGACAGACAGACAGACAGACAGACAGACGCACACACACAGACAGACAGACGCACACACACACACAGACAGACAGACAGACGCACACACUCACACAGACAGACAGACAGACAGACAGACAGACGCACACACACACACAAACAGACAGACAGACGCACACACACAGACAGACAGACGCACACACACACAGACAGACAGACGCACAGACAGACAGACAGACAGACAGACAGGCACACACACACAGACAGACAGACAGACAGACACACACACAGGCACACACAGACAGACAGACAGACACACACACACACAGACAGACAUACACACAGACACACAGACAGACAGACAGACGCAGACACACACACACACACAGGAGGUGUUCCCGGGCCAUUUUGACCUGUAUCAUUUUGGGGGGCAUGCAUCAAUACUUUCUAAACUGAUACAGUAGUGAUCACGUGUUGAGUUGACAAGGCAGAGGAUGAAAGGAGUGCAGGUAUUGUUCUGUCCUUCAGUUGUGCAUCAAUGCCUUGUACGUUAAGAGCACUGAUAGCUCAAUCCGAGAGCCUGGUUAGAGUUUACACACUUUAUUCACCGUCUCAUCUUUCUCUCUCUGCAUCUAUCCCUCUCAAAAACAUGUACACAGACAUUCACAAGCAUGAUGAACGAAACAUAAGAUUGAAUUCGAGCUAUGUUAUUUUUUUUCCUUUUUAAAUUAUUUUUCCUAUAUGCCCGUGUCAAAAUAAAUGACCCGAACACCUUCUAUGUAACAAAAACACGAACACUUUAUAGGGGUUAAAACAUUGUCCUUGUAUCAUCAAUCACUGUGUUUGGAGGAUAUUUAAUAAUUAUGUCUACUGUGUCAGAAUUUAGUGAAGUUUGUUUACUUCAAUAAAUUGUAUUCUCUUCCUAA